UAAGUUUACGGAAGAGUAAAUGGUGAAACUGCAGGGAAUUUGAUGGGCGACGGAAAUUCAGUUUGCUGUCUGUAGACUCUUUAAGAUUAGAAAUAAACAAAUAAAAAACAUUUAGAAUAAGGUUUCAGAUCGGGAACGGAAUCAAGAUGCCGUUAUUUGGGCAAAAUCCUUUCGAUCAGGAUGUCGAAAAAGUAACUAAUGAAAACAACACAACAGAGGACUGGAGCCUUAUUAUGGAUAUUUGUGAUCGAGUUGGGACAACACCUAAUGGUGCAAAGGAUUGUCUCAAGUCAAUCAUGAAGCGAGUCAACCACAAGGUUCCUCAUGUGGCCAUGCAAGCACUAACAUUGCUUGGUGCUUGUGUUGCGAACAGUGGAAAGAUCUUCCAUCUUGAAAUCUGUUCCAGAGAGUUUGCCAGUGAAGUACGAAGCAUUUUGAAUAAAUUGCAUCCUAAAGUAUGCGAGAAGCUCAAAGGCCUGAUGGUGGAUUGGGCAGAGGAGUUCCAGAAAGAUCCACAACUGAGCCUCAUUGGUGCAACCGUAAAAGCUCUGAAGGAAGAAGGAGUGACUUUCCCGUCCUCAGGCUCGAAGACUAGCAAGUCCAGCAGCACCACUGCCACCAACCGAGCACCUGAUGAUGAUGACCUUGCCAAAGCUAUUGAGCUAUCCUUGCAAGAGCAAAAGCAACAAGCUGAAACUCGACCACUUUUUGUGACACCUGACCCUCCUUUCAAUACCGAUGGCGUUAAAGAAACCCGUAAAGUGCGUGCUCUUUAUGACUUCGAAGCUGCUGAGGACAAUGAACUCACUUUUAAGGCUGGGGAGGUUGUUUUUGUCCUCGAUGACAGUGAUCCAAAUUGGUGGAAAGGAGAGAAUCAUAGAGGAGUAGGACUGUUUCCAUCUAACUUUGUCACAACUAACCUAAAUGCAGAUCCAGAACCAGUCACUUCUGUAGAAAAUACAACAGUUGUCGAGGAGCCCCCAGUGGAAGUUAAAGCAGAGCCAGAACCAGUGCAUAUAGAUGAGGAAAAGAUGGACAGAACUUUGUAUUUACUCCAGAACACAGACCCGGCAGACCCUAAACCUGACAGCUCUGAGCUGAUUACGUUGGAGGCUGAAUGUGCACAGAUGAAUCCUCUGAUCGAUGAGCAAUUGCAAGAGAUUGAUAGGAAGCACUCAGAGUUGUCCGAGCUGAAUGUGAAGGUGCUAGAAGCCCUGGAGCUCUAUAAUCAGUUAAUGAAUGAAGCUCCUCUGUACUCCGCAUACUCAAAGAUUGCGGCUCCUCAGGGGACGUAUCCAGCUGCUCCUCCUGCUGUACCUAUGCAGGGUUACCCAGGCCAGCCUUCAGGGGUCUACAUGCCUGGUGGUGUCCCACAAGGCUACAGUCUGGGCUCAGAUCAAGCUGCCCCCCUCUGCUCACUGCCCCCCACAGUAAACUCUACAGCCCCCAGUCAACCAGCUCAGUCUCCCUACAUGAGUGGUUUGGCUGCACCGUAUAUGACCCAAGCUCCUAGCACUUACCCGCCGCAGAUGGCUAUGGACAUGUCAGCUUAUCAGAAUGCUAAUCCCGGUAUGCCUCCACCCUCUUAUCCAGUGGCACCUCCUGCCCAUCCAUCAUCACAGCAGCACCAUCAGACAGCUUAUUACCAGCAGCCCCUCCUAUAAAGCUGUGCUUAUCACUGUCAGUGCUGUCAAACUCUGAAAUCGCCUGAUGUUAAGGAUGUACUACGGCAGACAUCUGGCUCAGCAGCAACUCACUACUCAACCAUUGGUAAAAUGCAAUUAACAGGCUUUUGAGGGUGCCGUCCACAAUUUCUUUUUUUUCUUUUUUUUUUUUAAUGAACAUAUUUUAUUUAAAAGUACACUUUAUCUCCUUUUCUAUUAAUAAGAAUACACACCAGCAUUCACCAGCAUGCUAGAUGUAUAGCUGAAGAUCACGGCAUGUAUAAUUUAUGGAAAACGGUUAAUGGAUUCUUUAAAAUUAGACCUCUUUUUUGGCAGACAAAUAUUUUUUGAUUGACAAUUUAACUGUCACGUCUUGCUGCCUUUAACAUAAUUCAGGAGUCAUAAAAACAAAGUAUUAGAAAUGUUCACAAACUAGCAAAUUGAGGAAAUACAUUUUCUCAGUUUGGUUAAUAUCCAUGUUUACAUUUAAAGCCUGGACAGACUAACACAGUUUAAUACUCUUUUGUUGAAAUCAGACAGCUGUUGCAUGGAGAAGCAGCAGUUAGCGACCAUCAAAAUAGUCAGCUGAAAUCAGAGGAUAUUAAAAGAUUGGCUUUGAGCUGAAUGUGGGCACAAAUGCAAUCCCUUUAUAGUUAAUUCCACAGUUUCUAUGUAGUAGUACUUUGUUAUUGUACAAAUAAUAGUGAUAGCCUUUCCAUUGUAGUUGGAGUUCUCCAAUUAAAACUCUGUCAAAUUUAAAUAAAUCAUAAAUAAUGGUGAUGCUUUAAAUGAAAUGAUGAAUAAUGCCUUAAAUGGCCUUGAUGUGUGAAAUUAUUAUUUUUUUUGUGUAGAUAUCUAGAUGUAAAAUAUAUUUUGGAGGACAACUGCAAUGCUUUUGACCAAAUAAUCAUCAUAAGAUUUAUGGAACAGUCUGUUGUUUUAUUAAGGUUCUUUAUUGCAGAAUAAAUAUCAGACUAAACUAAGUCUGUAAGAUCCUUAGUUGUCAAAAUUAAAUCAGUUUAUUUCACUUUUAACAUGUCAAAGAGAACUGAGCAAAACCAGUAUCCAGGUUGUAGAAUGACAUUGACAUAUUCACUUUAUUUUCUUAACCUGUCACAAAUAACGUGUUGUAUAGUCAUUGUAAAAAAUAUUUGGCUUUUCUGUUUUGCACCUAUCUGUAUGAUUAUAUAGAUCAUUUAUAUUAUCUGUAUGAUAAUCAUUUACCAACAGAUGCCUUGUUCUGUCAGAUGAUGGAAGUCAAAUUAAAACAUGCAAUUUUAGGAAUUGUUUUUCAGAUGCUGCUGUAUAUCUGUAAAAAAAGAAAAGAAAUAAACAAAAACCCUAGGUUAAUGUUCAUAUACAGGUCUGUACACUUCUGGCAGACCCAGUGUUUUGUAACAUAAGUCAUUUUGUGUCCUCAUUUUAACAUUACCUUUGUAACACAGUAAAUUGUAAUAUCUUUCUCAAUAAAUUUGCCUUGUGUUUCAA
Molecule: messenger RNA, 3152 nt
Organism: Tachysurus vachellii
Lineage: Eukaryota; Metazoa; Chordata; Actinopteri; Siluriformes; Bagridae
Gene: stam2
Product: signal transducing adaptor molecule (SH3 domain and ITAM motif) 2
Exons: 14
Coding region: 147-1664 (505 amino acids)
Biological process (GO): signal transduction
Cellular component (GO): endocytic vesicle
Molecular function (GO): ubiquitin binding; phosphatidylinositol binding
Source: RefSeq, a predicted model, not a curated record